This is a messenger RNA of Lathyrus oleraceus (garden pea), 3013 nucleotides long. RefSeq names its product FT-interacting protein 3. The record is from RefSeq and is a predicted model, not a curated record. The transcript has 2 exons. Lineage: Eukaryota; Viridiplantae; Streptophyta; Magnoliopsida; Fabales; Fabaceae. Bases 396 to 2726 code for a protein of 776 amino acids.
UGAGGCAAGGAUUGGAUAUUAUAAAGGCAGAAACUCACACGUGUGAAUCCCGACCGAAAUGUUUCACACGCGUGAAGUGGGUCCACGUCCAUUCCUCCACCACCCUGUACAGCAACAGAGGUCCAGUCCACCACUAUGCAAAAAGGCAAAGUAGGGAGCUUCUUUGUAUAUUUUUCAUAGAUUCAUCAGAUCCUACCAAAAGCAAAACCACACUCUUCAUUCUACACCCUCCCACAAUCUCCAUCUCCAUUGCUACUUCUUUUUCUUCUUCAAAACAAACUCAUUCUCUCCAUCCAAGGCUCUUUGGAACGGUUCAUUUUUUAAUUCAAAAACACUUGUGAACUAAGAUUCUAUAUUUGAAAUUCUUCUGAAAGUUGAAUCUUUGAGCUGAGAAGAUGCAGAGGCCUCCGCCAGAAGAUUUUCUGUUGAAAGAGACCAAACCCCACCUUGGUGGUGGUAAGAUUUCUGGAGACAAGCUUACUAGUACCUAUGACCUUGUUGAGCAAAUGCAGUAUCUUUAUGUGAGGGUUGUGAAGGCUAAAGAGCUACCUUCUAAGGAUGUUACGGGAAGUUGUGACCCUUAUGUUGAAGUUAAGCUUGGUAACUAUAAAGGGACUACUAGGCAUUUUGAGAAGAAGACUAAUCCUGAGUGGAGUCAGGUUUUUGCUUUUUCUAAAGAUCGGAUUCAGGCUUCUGUUCUUGAGGUUACUGUGAAAGAUAAGGAUGUUGUGAAGGAUGAUUUUAUUGGGCGUGUUUGGUUUGACCUUAACGAGGUACCGAAGAGGGUUCCUCCGGAUAGUCCUCUUGCACCGCAGUGGUAUAGGUUGGAGGAUAGGAAGGGGGAUAAGGCAAAAGGGGAACUGAUGCUGGCUGUUUGGAUGGGUACACAAGCUGAUGAAGCUUUUCCUGAGGCGUGGCAUUCAGAUGCGGCCACUGUUAGUGGGACGGAUGCUCUUGCAAACAUUAGGUCGAAGGUUUAUCUAUCUCCUAAGCUUUGGUAUUUGAGGGUUAACGUGAUUGAAGCACAGGACUUGCAGCCGUCUGACAAGGGAAGAUUUCCGGAGGUUUACGUGAAGGCUAUUUUGGGAAAUCAGACCUUGAGGACUAGAAUAUCUCAGAGCAGGAGUAUCAAUCCAAUGUGGAACGAGGAUUUGAUGUUUGUGGCGGCAGAACCAUUUGAGGAGCCACUAAUUUUGAGUGUGGAAGAUAGAGUUGCGCCUAACAAAGAGGAACUGCUAGGGAAGUGUGUUAUUCCUUUACAGAUGAUGGACCGGAGACUCGAUCAUAAACCUGUGAACACCAGAUGGUUCAAUAUUGAAAAGCACGUUGUUAUUAUGGAAGGGGAUAAGAAAAAGGAAAUCAAGUUUUCGAGCAGGAUUCAUAUGAGGGUCUGUUUAGAAGGUGGUUAUCAUGUACUGGAUGAAUCUACUCACUACAGUAGUGAUCUUCGGCCAACUGCGAAACAGCUGUGGAAGUCCAAUAUUGGAGUUCUUGAAGUUGGGAUAUUGAAUGCUUCAGGUUUGAUGCCGAUGAAAACAAGUAACGGUAGGGGGACAACAGAUGCUUAUUGUGUAGCCAAGUAUGGACAGAAGUGGGUGCGGACGAGAACCAUCAUCGAUAGCUUUGCACCAAGGUGGAACGAGCAGUAUACUUGGGAGGUUUUCGAUCCAUGCACUGUCAUUACAAUAGGUGUAUUUGAUAACUGUCAUUUGCAUGGUGGUGGUGAUAAACCUGGUGGACAGAGAGAUUCAAAAAUAGGGAAGGUAAGAAUCCGUCUUUCCACACUUGAGACUGACCGGGUUUACACACAUUCCUAUCCUCUUCUAGUUCUUCAUCCAACUGGGGUGAAGAAAAUGGGAGAAAUUCAAUUGGCUGUAAGGUUUACUUGCUCUUCUUUGCUUAACAUGAUGCACAUGUAUUCAAAUCCUUUGUUGCCUAAGAUGCAUUACAUUCAUCCGUUAACUGUAAGCCAGCUCGACAGUCUGAGGCAUCAAGCCACUCAGAUUGUUUCAAUGAGAUUGAGUCGUGCCGAGCCGCCCUUGAGAAAGGAGGUAGUGGAAUAUAUGCUGGAUGUAGGUUCCCACAUGUGGAGUAUGCGACGAAGCAAAGCGAACUUUUUCAGAAUCAUGGGAGUUUUGAGUGGAUUAAUUGCUGUUGGAAAAUGGUUUGACCAAAUCUGCAAUUGGAAAAACCCUAUCACAACAGUUCUGAUUCACAUCUUGUUUAUAAUACUUGUCAUGUACCCUGAACUUAUCUUACCAACAAUUUUCCUUUACCUCUUUUUGAUUGGAGUUUGGUACUAUAGAUGGAGACCAAGGCACCCUCCUCACAUGGACACACGUCUCUCGCAUGCAGAUUCCGCACACCCUGACGAGCUAGAUGAAGAGUUCGACACAUUCCCGACCACAAGACCUUCCGACAUCGUGAGAAUGCGAUACGACCGUCUUAGAAGUAUCGCAGGUAGAAUACAAACUGUUGUCGGCGAUUUGGCUACUCAAGGUGAAAGACUGCAGUCUUUGCUUAGCUGGAGAGAUCCAAGAGCUACUGCACUGUUUGUACUAUUCUGUUUGAUUACUGCUAUUGUUCUUUAUGUGACUCCAUUUCAAGUUGUGGCUCUUCUCAGUGGAAUUUAUGUGUUGAGACAUCCAAGGUUUCGGCACAAGCUCCCUUCAGUGCCACUCAAUUUCUUCAGAAGGUUGCCUGCAAGAACUGAUUGCAUGCUUUGAAGUUGGACUAGUGGAAUUGGAUUGGAAUGUGCAGAAAAACAGAAAUGGAAAAUUUGGUUGUUUUUUAAUUGUUUGUUCUCCACCAGAUUUUGUGGAAUUGUAGUUUCAAUUAUGUCAUAGAAUUUUAUUAUAUUUUGGAGCUUAUGGUACUACUAGUUGUUAAAUUAAAAUGUCUAAUUUUGUAGGGUGAGUUGAAAUUAAUUUGUCUUUAAUCAACUUCAUGUUUAAUUAGAUGCAGUAAAGAACUUUCUCUAAUGGAAACUUGGUCAAUGGUGAUUUUCUUUUUA